AUCCCCGGGGGCCGCGUCGCCUCUCCGUGCGGCCUCGGGCCUUCCGUUCGGGCCUCGCCGUCCCUCCGCCGCCAUGUCCAUUUCCAACCCGCCGAGCAGCAACGACGCUUGCCUCAGCAUCGUCCACAGCCUCAUGUGUCACCGGCAGGGGGGCGAGAGCGAGACGUUCGCCAAGCGGGCCAUCGAGAGCCUGGUGAAGAAGCUGAAGGAGAAGAAAGACGAGCUGGAUUCGCUCAUCGCCGCCAUCACCACCAACGGCGCCCACCCGAGUAAAUGCGUGACCAUCCAACGGACGUUGGACGGGCGGCUGCAGGUGGCGGGGAGGAAAGGCUUCCCUCACGUCAUCUACGCCCGCCUGUGGCGUUGGCCCGACCUGCAUAAGAACGAGUUGAAGCACGUCAAGUAUUGCCAGUACGCCUUCGAUCUCAAGUGCGAUAGCGUGUGUGUCAAUCCGUAUCACUAUGAGAGGGUCGUCUCGCCCGGCAUCGAUCUGUCCGGGCUGACCCUGCAGAGCUCUGCCCCGUCCAGUUUGUUGGUGAAGGACGAAUACGUCCCCGACUUCGAAGCUCAGCCCUCCCUCUCCUCCACCGACGGCCAUUCGGUUCAGACCAUCCAACACCCACCGGGCGGUAGAGCUCCCGCUGAGGCCUACAGCGGCGCUACGGAAACCGGAGCCGCCAACUUCCCUUCUAUCCCGGUGGCGUCCAGCAGCCAACCCCCCACCGUAUUACCGGGCGCCCAUAACGACUCUCUCCUCCCGUUGGCUCCGGGACCGCAGGCGGCGGCGGCGGCGGCGGCGGCGGCGGCGGCUCAGAACGGUUUCCCGGCCCAACCGGCGACCUAUCACCACAACAGCGGCGGUAACGGAGGGUGGAGCGGAAGCCGCGGCGCGGCGUAUCCUUCCGCCAUCCCUCACCAUCAGAACGGUCACCUGCAGCACCACCCCCCCCUCCACCCGGGGCAUUACUGGCCGGUGCACAACGAGCUCGCCUUCCAACCGCCCAUCUCCAACCAUCCUGCCCCGGAAUAUUGGUGUUCCAUCGCCUAUUUCGAGAUGGACGUUCAGGUCGGGGAGACCUUUAAGGUCCCUUCCAGUUGUCCCGUGGUCACCGUGGACGGUUACGUGGAUCCGUCGGGAGGCGACCGCUUCUGUUUGGGGCAGCUGUCCAAUGUCCAUCGCACCGAAGCCAUUGAGAGAGCACGGUUGCACAUCGGGAAGGGGGUGCAGCUGGAGUGCAAAGGGGAAGGGGACGUGUGGGUGAGGUGCCUGAGCGACCACGCCGUGUUCGUGCAAAGCUAUUACCUGGAUCGGGAAGCCGGGAGGGCGCCGGGGGACGCCGUGCACAAGAUCUAUCCCAGCGCUUAUAUUAAGGUGUUUGAUCUGCGACAGUGCCACAGACAGAUGCAACAACAGGCAGCCACGGCGCAGGCAGCGGCAGCGGCGCAGGCAGCGGCCGUAGCCGGCAAUAUCCCCGGGCCGGGCUCUGUGGGUGGCAUCGCGCCGGCAAUUAGCCUCUCCGCCGCCGCCGGCAUCGGAGUCGACGACCUCCGCCGCCUCUGCAUCCUCCGCAUGAGCUUCGUCAAAGGUUGGGGCCCCGAUUACCCCCGGCAGAGCAUUAAGGAGACGCCGUGUUGGAUCGAGAUCCACCUCCACCGCGCCCUCCAACUCCUCGACGAGGUCCUGCACACCAUGCCCAUCGCCGACCCGCAGCCCUUGGACUGAAGCUUUUCUCGCCCUUCCGGGACCUGCGCUCACACGCGCUUUCCUCUCUCGUUCCCCUUCCGGGUCCUGGAAGGGCGCCGCGCCCGUUGCUUUCGGGUUUUUUUGGGGGUUUUUUGUUUUUUUUUUUUCCCUCUCUCCGUUGGGUUGGGGAGAAAUAAAAAGAGGAUUUGGUCUCA
This is a messenger RNA of Gallus gallus (chicken), 1899 nucleotides long. RefSeq names its product SMAD family member 4 (gene SMAD4). Lineage: Eukaryota; Metazoa; Chordata; Aves; Galliformes; Phasianidae. The record is from RefSeq and is a predicted model, not a curated record. Bases 74 to 1723 code for a protein of 549 amino acids. The transcript is spliced from 10 exons. Gene Ontology annotation, biological process: transforming growth factor beta receptor signaling pathway; cell differentiation; anatomical structure morphogenesis. Gene Ontology annotation, cellular component: heteromeric SMAD protein complex. Gene Ontology annotation, molecular function: I-SMAD binding; DNA-binding transcription factor activity, RNA polymerase II-specific; RNA polymerase II cis-regulatory region sequence-specific DNA binding.